Camelina sativa (false flax) is the source of this 498-nucleotide messenger RNA. The record is from RefSeq and is a predicted model, not a curated record. Lineage: Eukaryota; Viridiplantae; Streptophyta; Magnoliopsida; Brassicales; Brassicaceae.
AUGGAAGAAUGGGAAGGAUACGAUCCAAAGCUGAUCAUAAAGAGGAAGGUGCAAAAGACAGACCUCGACAAAAGCCAGUCGUGUCUCUCAAUGCAUGCUACCCAACUAGAGACUUUAGAUUUUUUGACAGAGGAGGAGACCGACACCAUUGAAAAACAUUGGAACUUGACACAAAAAAAGAAAGGAAAACAUUGGAAGAAGUUGAAGACUGAUGAUCAAGAGGAAGGUUUGAAAGUGGAUUUGGUGGAUCAUGAGUUGAAUAACUAUAAGGUUGAUUUAAGGAAGUGGAGCGGUAACAAUGGCAAGUGGAAAUAUGUAUUAACCAAUGGUUGGAACAAUGUGAUUGACGCCAAGAUGUUUGAAGCCAAUGACGACAUUCAAGUCUGGUCCUUCCGUUACGAACAAGGAAAACUCUGUUUGGCUCUCUCUCCUCCGACCCGCUCCGAUCAGACCAGCUCCUCUAGUACUCCUUCCUCAAGUUGUCAAACUAUUGCUUAA